AUGCUCAAAGGCACAACGCAACUAUUCACGCACAAGAGCGCGGAGGAAGCGAUGGGGCCCGACACGGGCGUGCGCAGCAGCGCAGGCGGCGAAGGAAGAAGCACAAGCACACUUGGGAGUACGAUUCGGCAGAAGCUGCAGGAGGUGAAGGAUGCAUCGAGGAGCAUCGCAGGCCGCCGACGGUCGACGAGCUCAAAGCGGUCGUCGACGUCGACUCAGAGCGCGGGGAGUGAGUCUUCAUUGGCGCGGAGCGACACCCCCGACUCCCUCAAGCCGCACCAGAGCGCGCAAUGGCGCGCGCACGAGAGCGUCAGCAUGCCCGAGCUACCCAUCGUCGAGGAUAAGGAGCAGCUGUCUGAGCACCAGGUGCUCACUUCGUCCCCGCCCCCGAUGUCGCCGCCCGUCGCGGACGUUGCGGUCCCGCAGUUGCUGCAGCAGGGCGUGCCGAUGCUCAAGGUAUCUGCCAAGAAGCAGAAGCGGUUUGUUUUCCGGCUCGACGCGGACCAGGGUCAGAUCGUCUGGCAGUCGAAGAAGCUGAAAAUCAUCCCGAUAGAGAACAUCAAGGAGCUGCGCGCGGGCGUAGACGCGCGCUACUACCGCGAGCAAUUUCAGCUCGCGGCUGAGUACGAGGAGCGCUGGCUUACUAUCGUCUACGUGCUCGACGGCGGGUAUAAGACACUGCAUCUAAUCGCCGCGACCCGUGACGUGUUCCACCUGUGGGACACCACUCUGCGACGGCUGUACGCGGUGCGGCAGAAGCUCAUGAGCGGCCUGGGGUACGCGGAAGUGCGGCAGGCGGUGUGGGAGAAGCAGUUCUGGCGUGGGGCCGGUGGCGAGACAGAGGACCAGAAGCUCAACUUCGAGGCGGUCGAGCGCAUGUGCCGCAGGCUGAAUAUCAACCCGUCCAAGGAGGACUUGAUGAGGAGGUUCGAGGAAGCGGAUAGCCAGGGCCUCGGAUACCUUAACUUUGAUGAUUUCAAGCAGUUCGUGAAGGCCCUGAAAGCCCGCCCUGAAGUCGACCGUCUUUACAAGAAGAUCACGGCAAACAGCGGCGGGCUCAUGACAUAUGGCCAGUUCGAGCAUUUCAUGCUGUCGACGCAGAAGUCGUCUCUGGGAGAUUCAGAGAUGCAACGUGUAUUCCUGCGGUUUGCAAGCAGCCCUACAGACGAGUCUCAAGAUGUUCCGUCCUCUUCCCUACGGAACUCGCUCGAUUUGUCUGUCCAGUCCGAUUUCUUGCCUGCCGAAUCAACAGAGCGCGUUCCUUCUUCCUCUUCCCCCGUGGGAGCCGAUCUUAAUACCGCUCCCUCCCUGCCCCCCUCGACAGUUUCCCUCUCACCCACGAUCGAGACGGCGGUUACGACCCUCAAGGGCUUCACCUCGUUCUUGCUGUCGACGGAGAACUCGGCGUUCGCCGACCAGCACGGGAAGAUCUGUCAUGACAUGACGCGACCGCUACCCGAGUACUUCAUCGCGUCCUCGCACAACACUUACCUCGUCGGCCACCAGCUGGUUGGCGCGAGCACCGUCGAGGGAUAUAUCCGCGCGCUGCUGCACAGUUGUCGGAGCGUCGAGCUGGACAUUUACGAUGGGGACGCAGAGCCGGUCGUGUACCAUGGCCGCACGCUGACGUCCAAGGUGCCGCUCCGCGACGUCUGUAUCGCGAUCGCCAAAUACGCGUUCGUCGUGUCACCUUAUCCAGUCAUCAUAUCCGCGGAGGUGCAUUGCUCGAUGCCGCAACAGGACAUGAUCGCGAGUAUUAUGUGCGAGGAGUUCGGUGCGGCUCUCGUGCGUGCGCCGAUCGAUGGCCGCAUUGAAAUCACCGCGUUGCCAAGCCCGGAGGAGCUGAAGGGCAAGAUUCUGUUGAAGGCGAAAAAUCUUUACGUCUCAGAUACGGAUAACAUCCGCGAGAAGGAGGUGAGCGUCGACACCGAGUCGUCCUCUACCGAGAUGUCCGCGUCCGAUUCGGACUUCCCGAGCGAGGUCCAGCAGGAGUGGCGGAAGGCCCGUGAGAACGAGGCAGAGGUGAUCAAGGAUCUGAAAACGGAGUUACAGAAGGCGCGCGGCGUCCUCGGCCGGGUAAGGACGCCCCGCAGUGACUCUGCGCUCUCCUCUGUCUCCGCCCUUGCAUCUUCCUCCGUCGCGGUCCUUGCAACUUCACCCCGGCUGGAGGCAUUGGACGCGCCCGCGGCCCCGCAACAGAAGGUGAAGGUGCGGAUGUCGCUGGCCCUGGUCGCGCUGCUUGUGUAUACGGUCGGGGUUAAGUGCCGGGGGUUGAAUAAGAAGGAGGCGUAUGCCCCCGUGCAUGUCUUCUCGCUUUCGGAAAGGACGGCGAACCGGAUCAUGAAGCAGGGCAGUACAAUGGAUCUCGUGAAGCACAAUCGCGGGCAUCUCGUGAGGAUAUACCCCAAGGGCACGCGCAUUGGUUCCACAAACUAUGAGCCUCAUCGAUUUUGGGCGACUGGGGCGCAGCUGGUCGCGAUCAAUUGGCAGACAUUUGACUUGGGAUACAUGAUCAAUCACGCAAUGUUUCAGCGUAACGGACGGACGGGUUAUGUGCUGAAGCCGCUGGCGCUGCGCAGCACGGACAAGCAGCUGCUCAGCAAGCGCACAAAUCACUUUCUCGACGUCACUAUAAUCUCUGCUCAGCAGCUGCCCAAGCCAAAAGAUACACUUGGACGUGAACUUAUAGAAAAGACUGUUUUGGACCCCUUAGUCGAAGUCUCCAUCUACAUCCCAGACUGGCUGCACAUAUCUCCGCACGCUACCGCUACUUUCCCUCCCGUUGGCUCAAAGUCUCGUCAGACUCCAUCGCCGUCGUCGGGCGCGGCUGGUACACAGGUGCCCGCACGGACGGUGACCUGCCGGACGAGCGUCGUGAAGAACAAUGGGUUCAACCCGGUGUGGGAACAGCGCCUGAGCCUCCCGUUCGACCUCGUCGGGGACAUGCGUGACCUGGUAUUCGUGCGGUUCACUGUGAAGCAGGAGGACAGGCUCGAAGAGGAGCCACUGGCGGUGUAUUGUGCCAGCCUUGGCAGCUUGAAUAUGGGUUAUCGACACCUCCCGCUACACGACUCACAGCUGUCGCAGUAUCUGUUUUCUACACUGUUCGUUCGGCUCAAUAUUCGGGAUGUUUGA
Sparassis crispa is the source of this 3135-nucleotide messenger RNA. Its product is annotated as PLC-like phosphodiesterase. The transcript has 10 exons. Gene Ontology annotation, molecular function: phosphatidylinositol-4,5-bisphosphate phospholipase C activity; calcium ion binding. The coding region runs from base 1 to 3135 and encodes 1044 amino acids. The record is from RefSeq and is a predicted model, not a curated record. Lineage: Eukaryota; Fungi; Basidiomycota; Agaricomycetes; Polyporales; Sparassidaceae. Gene Ontology annotation, biological process: lipid metabolic process; phosphatidylinositol-mediated signaling.